CAGCAUUUUCGGGUCUUACGACCGACGCCAUAACCUAGCUUUACGAGGACGUCAUCCUUGUAGUGGUUUUCCCAUUCGCAAUCAGGGGUCUAUAGCUCUGGAGUUGCAGUCGUUUAUAGGCUACGGAGACUGCUCACUAUUAGGCGGGCCAAAUGCUUGUUUGUCACCGCUGUAGUAUAAAAAAAUAGGGGAAAGUUUAUGUUAGAGAACAAAUACAGUUCCUAAAGACGUUUUAACAGACAUAACGCAAAGCAGACAGUGAAAUCAUUAUAAAUUUUGCUAAGAAAUAGUAUUUGCUAUGGGAUAAGGCGAUGAGAUUGUGGAAACAAACAGCUCAUGACGAGACACAUUUCAUUUGUUCUUGUCACUGUUUGGUGAAUUGUCACUGUGAUUUGUACAUUCCUUAUUUAUUUAUUUUAAUUUUUGUUAAUCGGUAAUUAAUGAGUUCAGGAGAUUGUUUUAGUGAAAAUUCUUAUUUAGGCAUGGGCUGCGCGCGCAUCCUCCACGUCCUCCGCCGGUGCAAGCGUCUCGACGAUGGUGACAACUCGACGAAACUCGCCCGGUGUUUAGGGCUUCUAGACCUUACUGCCCUGGGUGUAGGCAGUACGUUGGGUCUUGGCGUUUACGUGCUAGCUGGGGCAGUGGCCAAGACGGUCGCCGGGCCCGCUGUGACGUUAAGCUUUUUGGUCGCUGCUAUAGCGUCAGCUUUUGCUGGUCUUUGCUACGCCGAGUUCGCGUCCCGAGUGCCCAAAGCGGGCUCCGCAUAUGUGUAUAGCUACGUCAGCGUCGGCGAGUUCGUUGGCUUCACCAUUGGAUGGAACCUCAUUUUGGAGUACGUGAUAGGAACCGCUAGCGUGGCAAAGGGCAUGGCAAACUACAUUGACAGCCUGACGAACAACAGCAUGGCGCGGGCGAUGACUGAGUGGGCACCCAUGCACGUCGGGUUCAUGGGAGAGUAUCCGGACUUCUUCGCGUUUGCGCUGGUUCUGAUGAUUACUUUACUGCUGGCAGUGGGAGUGAAAGAGUCUACGAAACUCAACAACGUGUUCACGGCUCUCAAUAUGCUGACUGUCAUAAUUGUCAUCGUUGCUGGAGCCGUCAAGAGCGACAUAGCCAACUGGCGCAUCAAGCUGGAAGACAUCCCCGAGGAAUACCGCGACAAGGCCGGCGCGGGCGGCUUCAUGCCCUGGGGCAUUGCCGGCGUCAUGGCCGGCGCUGCUAAAUGCUUCUUCGGUUUCGUUGGCUUCGACUGCGUGGCUACGACUGGCGAAGAAGCGAAAAAUCCGAAAAGGGAUAUACCGCUGUCAAUUGUCAUGUCGCUGGUGGUGAUUUUCGUGUCUUACUUCAGCAUCGCGACCGUAUUGACUAUGAUGUGGCCGUAUUACCUGCAGGAUGCGGACGCGCCCUUCCCUCACGUGUUCACCGAGGCCGGCCUCCCCGUCAUCAAAUGGAUCGUGACCAUCGGUGCCAUCUUUGCUCUCUGCACCAGCCUGCUCGGUGCCAUGUUUCCCUUGCCAAGAGUACUGUAUGCUAUGGGUAGCGAUGGUGUGCUGUUCAGGCCUUUAGCGACCAUCCAUGGGUGGACCAAAACACCUUUAUUGGCGACUUUCCUCAGUGGCUUAUUGUCAGCGGUGAUGGCAGCGUUGUUCAACCUCAACCAGCUAAUCGACAUGAUGUCUAUCGGCACCCUGCUGGCUUACACCAUCGUUGCCACCAGUGUCCUCAUUCUAAGAUAUGAACAGGAGCCAGACCUCUCCAUCACCAGCAUGAAGCCCGUGCCAGAGACGCCGUACUCCGUGGCCAAGCAGAGCUUCAACCUGCUCGGUCUCAAGAGGCCUACAAACUUGUCAUCCUCCAUCGCCAAGUCUUCCAUUAUUAUACUAUUCGUCCUAGCUCUGAUAACGUGCAGUCUUCUAACUUACGAGCACGGAGGCGCGCUGGACGCGGCGCUGGGAGCUUUAGGAGCUGCCCUUCUAGUGCUGCUAAUAAUUCUGUAUCGACAGCCGAGACAGAGUACAGCGCAUCUUAGCUUCAAAGUGCCCCUCGUACCGCUGGUUCCGUACCUGAGCGUGUGUAUGAACGUGUAUCUGAUGGUGCAGUUGGACUAUCAGACCUGGGUGCGCUUCAUCGUGUGGCUGGUUAUAGGAUACGCAAUAUAUUUCUUCUACGGCGUGAGGAACAGUUCUCUGAACGAGACUAGUGUGCCCACGAGCAACGGGAAAUCCGAGGACAAACAGGUGACCACCAAGUUCUGAUCGAGGGACUACUUAGGACUUUAUACUUUUGGGACCUUUUCACGUAGACUUUUUAGGAUAAUAAUGUAGAAGUUUUCUAUCCUGUUUCUACAAGGUUGGAAAA
Cydia pomonella (codling moth) is the source of this 2358-nucleotide messenger RNA. RefSeq names its product cationic amino acid transporter 3 (gene slif). Bases 441 to 2255 code for a protein of 604 amino acids. The transcript has 12 exons. The record is from RefSeq and is a predicted model, not a curated record. Gene Ontology annotation, molecular function: amino acid transmembrane transporter activity. Lineage: Eukaryota; Metazoa; Arthropoda; Insecta; Lepidoptera; Tortricidae. Gene Ontology annotation, biological process: transmembrane transport; amino acid transport. Gene Ontology annotation, cellular component: plasma membrane.